CUCGCUCCCUCUUGCAGGGUGUUCUCGCUCUCCUCUCCCCCGACGCACGCGGCCCCGGAGGCCCCCGGCUCCCCUCCCUGGGAGCGUCUGUCCGGGCCAGGGCCGCGCCAUGCCCAGCCCCGUGCCGCGAGCCAGCCGGCCGCCCGCUGCCCGGGGCGCUCGGCUCCAGCCCGGGUCCCCCGCGCCCCAGAGCCACUCCGCGCGCCCAGGCACGCCCCGCGCUCCCGGGCGCCUCGAGUCCUCCUUCUCCGUCGAGGCCAUCCUGGCCAGGCCCGGCCCCCGCGCGCCCGCCACCCCCCCUGCCUUGGGCCUCGGGACCAUUCCCUCUCGGUCCCCGGCCCCGGUUGUGCCCUGGGCGUGCCCGGCGACGUGGCUGCCCGCCUACCUGAGCGUGGGGCUCUACCAGCCGUGCCCUCAGCCCCCUGUGCUGGGGUUGCGCGUGGCUCACUUCUGCGGCCUCCAGGGCCUCGGCGUCACAGGCUCGGAGCUGGCUCACUGCCCAGGCCUCUGGGGUCCCCCAGACUGGGCACCGGUGGAGGCCCUUCAGGCCACUGAGAGACCCCAAAAGAGAGUUCGAACUAUGUUUAAUUUGGAGCAGCUGGAAGAGUUGGAGAAAGUGUUUGCAAAACAGCACAAUCUGGUGGGGAAGAAGAGAGCCCAGCUGGCUGCCCAGCUCAACCUGACGGAGAACCAGGUGAGGGUCUGGUUCCAAAACCGCAGGGUCAAGUAUCAGAAGCAGCAAAGGCUGAAACUGCCCGCCACGUCUGCCAUUGCUGCAUCCCUGGAUGAGCCCUCCAGCAGCUCCGACACCAGCAUCCAAAGAGAAGAUACCGAGUCAGAAGUGGACAGCUGAGGACCAGGACAGAGGCUCAGUGCAGGCUGUCUGAGCUAGUUCUUCCUGGGGACACCCACUGGACCUGCCUGCCCCACUUCUUAAUGAAGAGCCUCGACAGGGUCAAAGGGCACCAGGGGAAUCUGAACUGUCAAGCAGGGGCCCCCUUUUCUAUAUUGACCCCUGGGAGCUGGAAUAAUGAAAAUGGUCAGGGGCACAGACUUUAGCCUUCAGCUAUGUCCUUGGCCAAGUUAUUGAACUUCUGAGCCUUUUUCUUCAUCUGUAUAAUGGGUGUGUUGAUAACUUAGAGCUCCCAGGGCUGAGAUGACGUCUAUAAAGCACUUAUAGUGUGCCAGGCCCAGUGCUGUGCUAACUGUUAAGGCUUAUAGGCCCCCUUCACCUGGGGGAGUGGUGCCCACACCAGCCCUGGACUCUCUAGGGAUUAGUCGUCUCCUGGCCUGGCUGUGGAGGAGAAGGAGCCUCCCUGAGUCAGGGCACAGAAGACUUCCCUACCAGAGGUGGUGGAGUUGAGAGCAGAGGAGGAAAAGGUAGACCGUUUAGCCCACUUCCCCUUACAGAGUUCCCCCAAAUUUUCUCGUUUUGUCUGAACUGUUACCACUCUCAAAAGGAGCUCCGGCCCAGCUGCCUUCUUGGAAUAGACAUGCUACCCUGACCACCAUUUUUUUCCCUCCGGUUACCUGCCUUGACCCCUUCUCCAUCUUUAUAUAGAAUAGAGACACUGGACUCUGCCUUUGCCAAGAUAGGCAUUUUGUCAUAAAUUCUGCUUUAUUUUCAUGGGGUGGUUAUUAUUUCCUCCCCUUCACAAUCCUGACUUAUGGCUCCCUUUCCUUCCCAGGAAUCUGCUCAUUUCUAAGAAGCCUAGCUGAUAGCCUACACCUGUGGGGCCUUCCAUUAACAUUUCCAGAGCUGAUUUCUCUAGUGCUCCACCUUCUUGGGUGGGUCUCUGUUGAGGGUAUUGAUUUAGAAUCUAGAAUGGCUUCUGAGUGCUGAGGUGAGCUGGUGGAAGGAGGUCUGCCCUGUCAUCUGGUGGUCAGAGAGACCACGGUCUCCAGUUGCUCUAGAAUUUUCUGAGGGAGAGAGAGAGGAAAGUUGGGGAGCAGAGACAGCCUUGCAAAACUACCUGCCCCCAAGGCAGUGGACCAUGCUGUCUGGGAUACCAGGCUGCAGCUGGAGGGAUGCCAGGGUCCGGCUUCAAGAAUUCUACCCUGUCCCUGUCUUCAGGGACAUCCUUCCUAAUGCUGGACCCAAAGUCAACUCUGUUAAUCAAAGGAACUCAGCCACACUUGCCUCUUCUAGGAACAACUGGCUCGCCUCUUUUUUUUUUUUUUUUUUCAAAUCAGCAGUUACCUAUUCAGCAGUUACUGGGUUUUACCCAAGCCCAAACGUCACUAUGAGACCAAAGCAAAUGCAGACAUAGGUUCCUUUACCAGGAGCACAGAGUCAAUUGCAGGACAAGGAAACAAGAUAAGGUACAGCGGUCAGGCUUGGCUGUGGUGACAGAUGCUUUAGGUCAGUGGUUUGCAGCUUUUGGGGUCCUAAAUGAGAGAACAGGUCCCACUCCUGUUGUCAGGACAAUGUGCCUAUCACACUUCUGCAUACAAUUUCAGGGGUCCUCAGACCUGAGGUCAACUAUGGACCCUCCUCCAUUCCCCACUCCCACCCCCAGCUAGGGACCCCAGGCUGCAAAGUCCCUAAGCCCCUGAAGAGUCUGAGGGAGACUCAGGUCCCACUUAAUCUUUCACAGGACUGUCUGCCCCGCUGCCAGAGGCCCACAGAGAAGGGAAAUCUCGCAUCAGACUUUCUUUGCGGGACGGAUGGGUGGAGUAAGCUAGUCCGGGCUAAGGGUCAGGGGAUAGGAGUAAAUCAGCCCGCUGCUCUCCCACGCCUCAGCUGGGUCCAGGGAUGGGUCCAAAGACCUCUUGACUCAAGACUGGCCACUGGGUGGACAGAGACAACAGACAUCCAUACAAAGAUGAAGUCGGACACAGACACAUCAAAACAACACACACACACUCUCUCUCUGAUAUAGAGGUACACUCUGGCCCCGAAGACAAAACCGUACCGAUGUAAAAGCACAAAAGCCCAGCUACACCCAGUCAACGAACUAAGCGAUCUAAACACGUAGAUAAAAGAGACCAGAAUUUGGACUCGCUAACGCACGAACCCUGGCAGCCUCGC
This is a messenger RNA of Equus caballus (horse), 3031 nucleotides long. It is a transcript of the gene NOTO, whose product is annotated as notochord homeobox. Gene Ontology annotation, molecular function: DNA-binding transcription factor activity, RNA polymerase II-specific; RNA polymerase II cis-regulatory region sequence-specific DNA binding. The record is from RefSeq and is a predicted model, not a curated record. Gene Ontology annotation, cellular component: nucleus. NCBI's taxonomy places the organism in Eukaryota, Metazoa, Chordata, Mammalia, Perissodactyla, Equidae. Gene Ontology annotation, biological process: neuron differentiation; brain development; regulation of transcription by RNA polymerase II.